GAUAAACAGCCGAGGAGCCUCUGAGCCAGAGGAAACAUGGCGGCGCCGGCCCUGGACGCCACUGCCGCUCCGUCCCGCUGCUGACCGACAACCUCACCGACAACCUCCCGCACAGCACGCACAGCACGCACCCCGGGCGGCUCCUCAACUCUCAGACAUCCUGUGUGUGCCUGUGAUUGCUUACCAAAGUUUACCACAAUGCCACAUGUAGAGGAUUGAAUGAUGUCACAAGGUAACACUUUGUGGAUGUUUACCCAGGAUGCUUUGCAAAUAAGGUGCUGAUAUUUGCUGAAGAUGAGUAGUGGGGGAGGGAACACCCCGGAGCCCCCCAGAGGGGGAGAGUCUCUGAAGAGGAAGGACUGUCAGUCAGACCUCCUGGGCCCAAGCCCUAAGAGGAACACUGAGAGGAGGAACCGGGAGCAGGAGAACAAGUACAUCGAGGAGCUGGCCGAGCUGAUCUUCGCCAACAUCAACGACAUGGACGACCUCAACGUCAAGCCGGACAAAUGUGCCAUCCUCAAAGAGACGGUGAAGCAGAUCAGGCAGAUCAAGGAGCAGGAAAAAGCUCCGGUGGCUGAUGCUGAGGAGGUGCAGAAGGCCGACGUCUCCUCCACAGGACAGGGUGUCAUUGAUAAAGACGCCCUUGGGCCCAUGAUGCUGGAGGCCCUGGACGGCUUCUUUUUCGUGGUCAACAUGGAGGGCAACAUAGUGUUUGUCUCGGAGAACGUUAGCCAGUAUUUGCGCUACCAGCAGGAGGAGCUGAUGAACACCAGCGUCUACAGCGUGCUGCAUGUUGGAGAUCACGACGAGUUCGUCAAGAACCUCCUCCCCAAGAGCCUGGUCAAUCAUCGCAGCAGUGAUUCGUCCAACAGGAACAGUCACACCUUCAACUGUCGCAUGUUGGUCAACCCUCACGCCGACGGCGAGGCCCGGCCGGCGUCCGACCAGCAGGACGCGUCACAGCAGAAGUACGAGACCAUGCAGUGUUUCGCUGUCUCCGAACCCAAGUCUAUCAAGGAAGAGGGGGAAGAUUUCCAGUCAUGUCUCAUCUGCGUGGCAAGAAGAGUCCCCGUCAAAGAGAGACCUGUGAUGCCCACGUACGAGAGCUUCACUACGCGUCAGGACCUUCAAGGUAAGAUCACGUCCCUGGACACCAGUCUGCUCCGCACGUCCAUGAAGCCGGGCUGGGAGGACCUGGUCCGCCGGUGCAUUCAGAGGUUUCACCUGCAGAAUGACGGGGAGAUGUCCUUCGCAAAGAAACACCAGCAAGAAGUGUUGAGGAUCGGCCAUGCGCUCAGCCCUCUGUACAGAUUCUCCCUGGCAGACGGCACCAUCGUCUCAGCUCACACCAAGAGCAAGCUGGUUCGAUCUACAGCCACCAACGAACCACAGCUCUACAUGUCCCUGCACAUCCUACAGAGGGAGAACAUGGGUGGUGGCAUGACCGCAGACCAGGGCUUGGCCAAGCCAAUGACCCCAACCAGUGUGAGUGGUCCCACCACUUCCCCUGAUGCUAGUGUCACCAGCAACACACACCACUCCACCACGGCCUCCGGCGCCCCUGGACGUGGUUUGGGGGCUGUAUCGGGUCGGGCACCCACGCCUCAGGGAAACAGCCACUCACUCAGGCUGGGCAGCCCUUCGGCCCAAGGGAGCCCCAGCGUCACCUCAGGGGCCCAGGGUGGCAUGUUGUCUCCUCGUCAUCGCCAGAGCCCCAGCAUGGCGGCCAGCAGCAGCAGCUGUAGUAGCCCUCACCUUGCCCAACAUCCCCCUGGUUCUUUCUCUCCUGCAGCCGGCCUCCACUCGCCAGCAUCUGUGUGUAGCAGCACAGGAAAUAGCCAAGGGUUCAACUCCCUCAGUGCACUGCAGGCCCUAACCCAGGGCCACAGAGUUUCACAGGGACUCACCGAGGGGCAGCAUCCAGAGUCACCUGACAAAAAGCCAGUUGGUCUUCAGAGCCCCUUUCACAGCAGCAGCGCUGGUAGCCAACUAGCUAAGAACAAUCCCAGCUUAGAAGCGGACUUAUUUGGAACUUUUGGGGACCAGCAAGACUUGUUGUCAUCACAAAACCAGGAAGGUGAGCAAGAGGAGGGGAGAGACGGUGACCCUGACAGCUUCGGGGAGCUUGGUGACAACCCAAAUCACCUUCUGAACUCAAGAGGGCACACUAAGCUGCUCCAGCUCCUCACCACCAAAUUAGAACCCUCUGAUCCCUGCUCACCACCGCAGUCCCUGGGGGACGACCAGGACUGUAAGGACCAGCUAGGUGGGAAUGGGGGUGUGGGUGGGGCCGGGCAUAACAACCACUCCACCUCGCUGAAGGAGAAACACAAAAUCCUCCACAGGUUACUGCAGAACAGCACCUCGCCUGUGGAGCUGGCCAAGCUAACGGCUGAGGCUACCGGAAAAGAUCCAAUUGGUCCAGAGUCAGCCUCAGGGGACAACAUGGCCACACUAGGUGAACUCUGCACCAAACAGGAGCCAGGGAGCCCCAAAAAGAAGGACAAUGCGUUGCUUCGCUAUCUGUUGGACAGGGAUGAUAACGGCAUUCUUGAUAAAGCCAUCAAGAUGGAACCUGGUGAGGGCCCGAAGCUGUCCAACGUUAAGAUAGAGAAACAGGAGGCGGGUUUCAACAUGGCGGACCAGACCAGUGAGUUGGAGGACCUGCUGGACAAUCUGCAGAGUGGCGGCCAGCAGCUGCAGUUCGGGGUUCAACCACAAGUCAGAAGACCAGCCUCCUCUUCGUCCGCCUCGUCCUCCGUGCCGCCUGGUUCCUCUGCGGACAAACAGACCAUCAUCAGCAACAUCCUGCAGAUGACGGACAGCAGCAGCAGCAGCAGCCCCCCCACCCAGCACAGAGCCUUCCCUCCCAUCGGCCCUGCAGCAGGCUUUAAUAGUGCCAGGCCGGGGCAACUGGGUCGAGGUGCUCCUCCUGUCCGGAGCGCGUCUCUGGAUGGCAAUAUGGGCCCCAACCCCAACGCUGGCAGGCCAUUUCCUCCUCAGCACAGGAACAACGGCCCCUACUCUUUACUGCAGCAGCAACAGCAGCAAGGCAUGAUGGGAACCCACGCAGGCAUGGCCAACCAGGCUGCGAUGGCCAAUCCAGGCAUGAUGAGCAACGGGUCAAUGCGUGGCUCCAUGCAGCAGGGCUGGGGUCCCCAGGGGCCCAUAGGGGGUACUGCAGGGCCAAUGAUGGGCCAGGGUGUUGGACCCGGUCGCAUGGUCCCCAACAUGAACACUGCGAUGCCCACAAGAGGCCCGCCUGGAUCCAGACCCAUGGUCAACAUGCAGAUGAUGGGCAACGAGAUGGAGAUGGCAAACCCCGCCUACCCUCAGCAACAAGCUCCGCCCAAUCAGACUGCACCGUGGCCAGACCGAAUGAUAAUGGAUCACUAUGGAAACCAAAGCAGGCCACCGUACGGGGACGGGAUGGGGUGCUGCGGUACAGGGCCUGAGGGCCAGCCAGAUGAAGGAGCUCUGCUGAGCCAGCUGUGCUCAGUGUUAAAGGACUACGAGGGUCUGGAGGAGAUCGACAAGAUGUUGGGAAUCCCGACGCUGGCUGGACAGGGUCCUCUGUCAGACCAGGACCAGUACCUCGGCUCCUCGGACCCAGCGGCCAACAUGAAGCCUCUCCUGUACAGUCAGUACGGUGGCCAGCCAGGUUAUGGCGGCAUGCCUCCCGACGGUGGCUUCCACGGCCCCUCUAUGAGCGGCCACAUGGGGCCGCAGAGGAUGCCGCCCGCUGGUUACCCCCCAAUGAUGAGGAUGCCCGGGAGCGCGGGGCCCAGACCGGCCGGGAUGAGGCCAGGCGGGCCUAAUCCGGGAGUGCCACCUCAACCCAACAACCUGAGGCUCCAGCUGCAGCACAGACUCCAAUCCCAGCUGAACCGCCAGCCGAUGGUGAACCAGAUGAGUGCAGUGUCCAAUAUGAAUCUACCUCUAAGAUCCAAUGUACCAAACCAGGGAGCCCUCAACGCCCAGAUGCUGGCCCAGCGUCAGCGCGAGUACCUCAGCAACCACCUACGCCAACGCCAACAGCAGCAGCAACACAUGCACCAGCAGCGUGCCAUGAUGAUGCGGAAUCAGGGCAUCAACAUGCCACCUAACAUGCCCAGCGGGGGCGCCGCUCCUACGCCGAUGCCCAUGGGCGGCACCAACCCGCGGCUCCCGCAGGGCAACCCGCAGCAGUUCCCCUACCCGGCUUCCAGCUACGGUACCGGCCUGCCCUCUCCUCCUCCUCAUCCCGGCUCCUCCAGCCCCUUCUCCUCCCCUCUCUCCCCCAGCCAUCAUCUGGCUAGCCAGGGCAUGAUGGGAAAUGUAGGCGGGCAGUACAGCGGGGUAAUGAGUCCGCCAUCUCAGCACAGUGCCUUCCAGUUCAGCAGUUCAGGAAUGAGCCAGCAGCAGCAGCAGCAGCACCAGGACCCAGUGUCAGGCUUUCCAUGUGGGGCUGCGACCCCGCAGAGCCCCUUGCUGUCCCCCAGGAUGGGGCAGGGUCAAAGCUCCAUGCUGCAGCAGAACCAGGGCCAAACCCAGCCCCAGGGAGGAGCACCGGGCUACCAGGCGAGCACCGACCACAACGGAUGGCCUCAACCUGCCAACAUCUCCACCAGCAACAGCUUGCCUCCUUCCAGCGUGUACCCCCAACAGUCCCAGUCACAAUACUCCACACAACCCAACGGAGGAAUGUACAACAGCAACAGCAACAUGAACCUGGGUGUGAUGGGCAGCAAUGGCGGCAACAUGAACCAGAUGUCAGGACAGAUGAGCUCCAUGAAUACAGAGCAGGUGAGUGACAGCAGUCUGAUCCUGGGGCAGCUGGCGGGAAUUGACAUGUUGACACAAGAGGGUGAAGCCAGUUCUAAUUUCUGCUGACCCCGGCUGCGGUUGAGACAAGGUAACACAGGAGCCCGCGCAAAGAAACACUUGACGCCUGCUCGGCUCAGCUCAGCUCAGUUCAGCUCAGCUCUUGGAGAAGCAUCAAGGAGUUGAGGACACAUGAUUGAAACACUGCUCACUCUGUGACACCAGCCAGCUCAGAGGCACUAAAGAGAGAGGACAACCAAGACAUGUAAAAACCUUCUGAACUGCAUUCAUGUCAGUGUGGCUUACUUCACGCUGAGUUAACAUUUUAUGCAAAAAGUCAGAAUUCGUAGAGGAACUGCCAUCUGAACCAUCCUGACAGCAAAUGCUCAAUAGGAAGAUACAAGAAUAUUGUUUCACUGCUGAUUCAGGGUUUUGUGGGAAACCUUGUAUUUUAGCUAUUUACUGUAGGUAAUGUUUCGAUCCUCAAUAAUUGAAUACAGCUCAUAUUUAUCUGUAUACUGUACAUCAUGUUCAAACAAUCAAAUUAAGGCUGCUAAAAAAUGAACGGUAGCUUUACUGUAACAGUGUGCCGGAUACAUUCAACAUAAUCUACAUUUCCACAGAAUUAUUUUCAUCAGUACAAUUUAAUCAUGCUCUAUAAUCUCCACUCUUUAAAAGAAAUGCUGUUUUCACUCAUAGAUUGAAGCCCACUUUGUUGAGCUUUCUUGACGUGAAGCUGCUGUUAGUGAAACUCUACACGUACAGAAGAUGAUUUACGAUAAAGAUAUUUCAAGUAAUGGAUGGAUUAUUUACCCUGAACUGACUUCAUAGGAAGUGUUGAGUUUUCAUUAAAAGCAAACGAAUAUACUGUAGAACAGGAAACAGGGAGACGCCUUUAGGUAAAUAAAGGCGCUGCCCACUGUUUGAAGAUUUAACGUACAAAAUACAAAUAUUGUACUCUAGUACACACAUUCUCAAACACGUACACUGUAAACACCAGAACUUGUUCACAAAACGGUUUACUGUUGAACCACAUAGAAUCACAAACACGAUAAAGGUUUUGUUGUGCAGCAUUUUAACAUAAAAAUCAGAAUCAUAUUUACAUCUUAAAGUCAGAUUUUCUCUUAAAUUAAAAUGGAGGUAGCAGCUAAAAUUGUGUCUGGAUGUAUCUGGCGCAGUAUCUUUGGACACUGUGGAAUAAAGUUAAAAUUUUGAGACAUUAAAAGAAUUAUUACUAUCAACAAAUGGAGGAUGGUUAACCUCUAGCAGCCUUAACUUGGCUGGAGUUGGAUAGAACAAAACACCAGCAACCAUUUUACUUUACAUGUUUAUUAACCGCAUACAUACCGCCUCAAAAUCAAAACAAACUGCAUGAUGGUAAAGCAUAAAAUACUACACUCAACACCUUUUAGACAAAUGCAAGUGUAAAAUAAUGGUUAUUAGUCCCAGGUUUCUGUACAAGGACCCACGCAGUGUUUGCUGGUAGUAUGUUCUCUGGUCAGAUGAAUGUAUUCCCACUGAAAACUGUCAUCCUCUCAAGUCUCUGAAGCAGUGUAUUUUGCGAUCGGGUAAAUCUUUUGUGAGUGUUUGAGUGUGAAACUGAAAUGACGUCGCAGUUUUGACACUGGAGAAGUGAAUGGUUUGACGAGCAUAAACGAAAACCUCUGGAUUUGAUCUUUUAUGGUUCAGUUUUAGAGCCUGACUGAAAACGUCAAAUGAGAAGGUGUAUGGAAAAUAUUUUACAGGUAUUUAUAGUUUUGAAGAAGUUUUAGAGAUUCUUUGUAUGACACACAAAAAAAUCAAGAAUAUCUUUCUUUCAGAAAAUCUCUCAAAAUGGUACAUUUUGAUGUCGAUUUUAAAAUUAAUAUAUUUCAACUGCUGUAGUUACGGGGAAGCUGUAUCCCUAUUUAAUGACUUUUUGAAUGAAGGUGACCGUGUAUAGAUAGUGUACAUACUUAGAUUUAUAAUACCCCUUUUCCCAAAAGUGAUAUUGCAAAAUAGCAGUUUGGAGUUUUAGUCCAACAAACAAUUCUCAGCAGAAAUAUUUCAUUGGUUGAAUUAAACCUCAGUGCGUUGCAGAUAAAUAACAACAAUACAACAAGAGUGCCAGUAAGUUAACGGGCUUAUUUGAAGGUUAUGAUUGAAAUAAAAUGUAUUUUUCCAUGCUCUGCUUGUGAAAUAGCGGUUUGCUAGAGCUAUUUUGAAAUUGAAAAAUAUUUGUCUACUUUGUCUGAAGCUAAAUGCUACGGUUCAUAAUAUUUCCUUUCCUAGCGUUUAGCUCUUGCUUGCUUGCUGUGGCGGGAUGGCAAUGUCAGUUAGUUCGGCAUGCUAACACUGGCGCAAUGUCCGACUGUCCGCCCACUGAGAUUUGACCAAUGAAAAUAUUUCUGCCUGCAAAGCAGCUUUGCCUCUAAGAAAAAGAAAAAAAAACUAUAAAUAAUAAAACGUCAUGCUACUGCGAUUCAUUUUGAAAUGACACUUUGUGGUUGCGAUGUUCUGGCCUGCAGGAGUCGCUCUCACGUUACAGGCGUUUCGCUCUCUGUCCCCUCUGCUGAAGGACAAUUCAGACGUGUGUUGUUUGUUGUCGUGGUUGUUGUUUUGGGUCUUUCUGUGGGUGAAGCUGUCUCUACCUACUCUAUGUACUAAUGAUGAACACAAAUUAAAACCAGUCUCAGGAGGGUGUUAAGUUUUGCGCCACGGUUAAAGUCUGACCUUAUAAAUAAUAUUCCUAAAUUUAAGCUUUCUAUUUCACAAAGAAGAGCAGGCAACCCAGAACCUUUACAGUCCAAAGUUAUAUGAAUCUUAAUACAGACUGGACCUCGAGUAUUUUAUUUAAGGUGCUCUAUCUAUUCAUUAGGUGCUGUCUCAUACAUAAGCUUGUAAUUGUGACUGACUGUAAACUGGCAAUUUGGAUGUGUUGAAUCUCUCUGCUUGGUUAGAUGGCCCAGAAAAUGUGUAAAGCACACACUGUAACAAUGAUUACUUUUCUUCCCAAAAGAAGAAUGUGAAAAUGCACACUGACUGCAAAAAGAAACACUGAAAACAUUAUUAUUAUUAUUAUUAUUAUUAUUAUUAUUAUUAUCUUAGAAAAUGUCCCGUUUUUUCCUUCAGCUUUCAGUGACAGUAAAUUAUUGUAAAACCUCGAAGAGAAAAUGUAAGCCAUGCAAAUGUCCUGAAUGUCAAACUCUUUAAGGUUUAAGGCAAUCAAGAGCGGGUGUAAACGCUCAUGUACAGUAACUCCUAAUGUUUUAGAUGAAGGUGAAUUAUUUUCUCUUGAUUUUGACUUAUACAGUAUAUGUAUAUUGAAGAUUUUUUUUUCUUAAUCCAUAGAUGGAUAUUUUACCAAUUGCAAAAUACUGUAAUUCAUGUAAGUACCUUAAGAUGCUAAAGACAAAGCAUAAUGCCUUAGAUCUGUGAUUCUCUGUCUGGUGUAUAACUGUAAGGUUUACAGGUGUAUUAUAUGUGUCACAUACUGCUGAGUGAGUGUUUUACCACUUCAUACUGUAGGUGUAAUGAUUAAUUAGACAACCAGGAUUUUGAUAUUUUUUUCCCCCCAGAAGUGACGCAGAACAAUAUGUGUUAACUUGUGUGUGAACUCAUGGAAAUUACAGAAAUUCUGUGUUAACAUCAAAAACAUUCGGCAAAUGAGUUGGUCUGUAGUUUCACGGUACUGUUGCACCGUUUAACGCAGUGUUUUUAAAGGGGCAUUAAGUCAUCUUUGACCUCUGCUGGUCUCUGUCGGUGACCUGCAGUAACGUCAGUGUAUUUUAACAAGCUGGCCUGUAAAUGACAUUAAUAACAUAACCAGUGAUAAUACUACUAAGAUUAAAGACCCGUUUUCUUACAUUAAUGCUUCUAAAGUUCAAUAUUGAGAAAAAUGCUGUGUAUAUUUUGAAUUUUUCACUUUCAGUUCCAAAAGUUAACAAAAGAAGCUCUCAAAUGUUCUUUUUUGUAGCCGUAAAAAGAUUUUCCCUAAAUAAAACAUUCUAAACUUCUGGUCCAAAACUUCAAACACAUCUUACACUGAUUGAAUGUGUAUUAAAAAUAAAAAUCUAUUAUACUAAAUAGAAGGUAAGAAUUAUAUUAGUGGCUUUAAGAUCUCACUGGUGAUACUGGUCUGCAUAAAACCGCAGUGCAGGAAAUAUGUUUCUGCAUCGGGGCCAGAGGUCAUCAGGAUAUUUAAUCAUCUAGUGCUGAACAAAUAUGUCACCAUGCUUUUUGUAGCUUGACGCGGAUAUAGCGCCUUUAUAGCUGAAAUGUUUCUUUACACAACAGUAGGGAGGGAGUUACUGUUUAAAACAGCUAGUGCAGGUCAGAUUUAAUGACAGAAAGCUCAUAAUAAUUCAAAUAAUCACAGAGUAAAAUUACUGGACCUCCACAGAGACAUAUAAAACACACUUUUUGCCCCCUUUUUAGAAUAUUUUCAAAGGCUGAAUACACAAUGAUUUGGUAAUUUGUGAUCUGCUAUAAGUUGUACUAUUUGUGUUCCACAGUAAAAUGGUAAAUCAGAGCAAUAUGUCAAAGCAGAAGAAGAGUGUAGCCGUUUAAAGAUCACUGUUUGCAGUUCAAGAGAUUUUUUAUUGUUUUUUAAAUGAUCUUUUCUGCCCUGGUGUUCGUAUUAAAUAUCUCAGCGGUGACACAGUCCAGUACAUACAGUUUAUUCAGAGUGUGAGUGUGUUUAUUAUGCAAAAGUCCAGACGUUCACACCACUUUAUGCAAGCUGUCGACUCUAAUGUUGCUUUUGCCAAUUGCUGCUCGUUAAUUUAUGAUUCAUGCCACUGUAAAUAAAUUAUUUUUAUUGAGCGGGA
Molecule: messenger RNA, 9611 nt
Organism: Dicentrarchus labrax (European seabass)
Lineage: Eukaryota; Metazoa; Chordata; Actinopteri; Moronidae
Product: nuclear receptor coactivator 2
Exons: 24
Coding region: 295-4872 (1525 amino acids)
Biological process (GO): positive regulation of transcription by RNA polymerase II; cellular response to hormone stimulus
Cellular component (GO): nucleus
Molecular function (GO): nuclear receptor binding; protein dimerization activity
Source: RefSeq, a predicted model, not a curated record